Molecule: messenger RNA, 3104 nt
Organism: Pelobates fuscus (common spadefoot toad)
Lineage: Eukaryota; Metazoa; Chordata; Amphibia; Anura; Pelobatidae
Gene: TCF7
Product: transcription factor 7
Exons: 12
Coding region: 308-1807 (499 amino acids)
Biological process (GO): regulation of transcription by RNA polymerase II; canonical Wnt signaling pathway
Cellular component (GO): beta-catenin-TCF complex; chromatin
Molecular function (GO): RNA polymerase II cis-regulatory region sequence-specific DNA binding; DNA-binding transcription factor activity, RNA polymerase II-specific
Source: RefSeq, a predicted model, not a curated record
CUCAAACGAUCACAGGCUGACUCCUCCAGUGUUUGUGUGUGCCAUCGGCUCUCUCUUUUUUUACUUUCACUCACGCCUGUCUUACCUUACCCUGAAAACUUUCCUCCUCCUCAGUGACCCGGUUACCCCUUCCUCCCUCCCUCGCUCCCCGGGCUCUGCUUCCAAUGCAGUGGGAGUAAGCGCUGUACGACCAGCCUGUCUGAUACUUUGCUGUGCCGGCUGCUCGCACUGAGAGCCAGCCCUCUGUUUGCCAGUGGAGAGAUCAUUCAAAGAAACAACAUAAAAGGCAGAACCUAACAUACAUAUAAUGCCCCAGCUGAACAGCGGCGGAGAGGAUGAUCUGGGGGCCAACGAUGAGAUGAUCUCUUUCAAAGAUGAGGGGGAUCAGGAGGAGAAGAUCCAGGAGAAUGCCUUCACCGAAAGAGACCUGGCAGACCUCAAGUCCUCGCUGGUUAAUGAGUCUGAGACCAGACCAGCUACAAGUGGCCCUGACAGCCACACUGAGGCUCUCAGGCGUGCACAAGAUGCUCAGAGGGCUUAUCAAGAGAAACUCUCAGAUCACAUGGAAGAUGGUAUUAAACAUCAAGAAGAAAUAAUGUACAAAGGGUCUGGCUAUUCUAGUUACCCAUUCCUCAUGCUGUCUGAUCCCUAUCUUCCCAAUGGACCUAUGUCUUCACUGUCCAGCAAAGUUCCUAUGGUUCAGCCAUCCCAUGGAGUCCACCCGCUCACACCACUCAUCCCAUACAACAAUGAAUCCUUCAAUCAAGGAUCCCAUUCACCACAUCUUCCAGUAGACCUAAAUCAGAAACAAGGUGUGCACCGGCCUUCCCAAACAUCAGAUAUGCCUGGCUUUUACUCUAUUCCCCCAGGAGGAGUUGGACAGAUACCCCCUUCAGUGGGAUGGCAAAGCCAGCCUGUCUAUCCCUUAUCAUCUUGUGGAUUUAGACAGCCUUAUUCCUCCACACUGUCUCCUGGUGCUUCCUACUCCAGGUUUACACAUCCUCUGAUGCUCAGCUCCAGCAUGCACACAACAGGAAUUCCUCACCCAGCUAUAGUACCUCACUCAGGCAAUAGAGAUCUGGAUAGCUAUGAACAAAACAUGAAACCACAUUCUGAACCAAAGAGAGAAAAGGAACCCAAAAAACCCACGAUUAAGAAGCCCCUAAAUGCCUUUAUGUUGUAUAUGAAAGAGAUGAGGGCAAAAGUUAUUGCUGAAUGCACACUAAAAGAGAGUGCAGCUAUCAACCAAAUCCUAGGACGAAGGUGGCAUGCGUUAUCUAGAGAAGAGCAGGCAAAGUACUAUGAACUUGCAAGGAAGGAGAGGCAGCUUCAUAUGCAGCUCUACCCAGGCUGGUCUGCAAGAGACAAUUAUGGGAAAAAGAAAAGAAGAACCAGAGAAAAACAUCAGGAUACAAAUUCAGAUCCUGGCUCCCCUAAGAAAUGCAGAGCUCGCUUUGGCCUCAACCAACAAACGGACUGGUGCGGCCCGUGCAGGAGGAAAAAGAAGUGCAUACGGUACUUACAAGGAGAAGGAGACUGUGGCAGCCCAGUUUCUUCCGAUGGAAGUGCUAUAGACUCUCCAUCCUCACCAUUAAAUGCACUCCAGUGCGUAUCGUCUUCUGCUUAUUCUUCAGGCAAGCUUAGUAGCCUCGCUGAUUCUGCCGAAAUUGAACAAAACUACCCUCUGCUCCCCUCUAAUUCAAAAUCUAUCGGUACAACCACAGGACAUAGACUUAAAAUCACAUCUCAUGCUAUAGAUGUGUUAGAGUCCACACCUGGACAUAGUGCAAAUGUCAAAGCCACGUAACACCACAACAGUGGAUCAACUAUUGUCAAUGCUGCAUCGGACACUUUAUAACUAUUUUAAGGCUUUUUGUAGGCAAACCACCAUCCUAUGUGCCAUCAGUCAGCACCUGAGAUGUAAACUUAGACUACUUGACCAUUGUUCAAUCAAUAUUUUAGAAAAUGUUACACUAGUCAAAAAGAAUCUAUCUUUCCAGAGGGCUAGUUUGGAUUUUUUUCAAACAUUGUUAGUGUUUCUUUUUUUGUGUUUUUUUUUUUUUUUUUUAAGAACUAAACAAUCUUGUAUUUACUCUGCUUUUUUAUCCUUAAUAUCAUAUGCUUUUUGCAGUAUUAUCUAUCCAAACCAGUUAAGUUAAACAAAAAAAGCACUUGAAAAGGAUGCAUGUGGGUGCUUCAUCCUCUGAAAAUUAGAUAUGAGUUAUAUCUUAAUUUAAAAUAAACACUGUCCACAGGUGUAAUUUUAAAAAGGAAGCAAAAUGUAAGUAAUAUAUAUGUAUGGGUGUAUAAACAGUAUACUAUGAAAAUGAGUGGCAAUUAUAAAAUGAAGGCACAUGCCAGUAAUGAAUAAGGCAAUUAAAGGAACACUUCAAGCACCAUGAUCACUAAAGCCCAAUGUAGUGGUUAAGGUGCAAGGAGUGCUUCGACACUCACAUUACAGCAUGGGUUAACAACUUACAAUGGUCCCGCUUAACUGGAUCCUACUGGAUGCGUGCUGCCGCAUCCUCUGCAUCCAGUCUUCUCCAGCGGGAGAAGUCAUAUUGCUCUAUAGAACAAAGCAGGGCCAUGCAGGAUGCAAUCAAUGUCUGAAAGAGUCUGCUGAACACUCAGCCCGUUAGUGUGGUCCAGCAUUAGCCUUGCUUUACUCAACACAAUCAUCACAAUCAUCUGGCUUCUCCUGCAGGAAAAGAUCUUAUGUGGCCCAUGUGCCCAACUUGACUCGGGUAAAUUGUCAAACCUUGCAGUUUGACAUUUACAAUGGGACAGUACCAGGGUACUUCUGGAACCAUAACCACUAAAUCAGGCUAUAGUGGUUGUGACGUUUUGAGUUUUCUUUUAAACCGGCACAAAGGUAUAUUCCUUUUAUUCCUGAAUAUGCAAAAAAAAAAGAUAACUACUUUGUAUUGUUUAAAAAUAGACUAGUUAUAGAAAUAGCCUGUUUUAUUAUUGAAGGUUUACAAAAAUAUUUAAAUCUGAAAAUAUAUUGAUAGGUCAGAUGUGAACAUCACUGACUGAUAACAGACAUUCCAGAUUUGUUUUAUUGUAAGCAAUAAAGAUUGUGGCAAGUGUUUAAAGUUUAAAAA